Messenger RNA from Soboliphyme baturini, 3378 nucleotides. Lineage: Eukaryota; Metazoa; Nematoda; Enoplea; Dioctophymatida; Soboliphymatidae. The record is from the annotation of a GenBank genome assembly.
AUGAUGAUUCAAAAAGCACAGUUAAAGCUGUGCAGUCCGGCCGGGGGCGAGUCUGUUGUGUACUCUUGGCCGUUAUGCAUGACGAAACAAUACAAUGGCGCAGCGGAGAUCAUAGAGACUAUAAGAUGGAUCGGGGAGGACUAUCCGGAAGUAAAGAUUGUGAUUGAGCGCUUUACAAUCCACAAUGUGGACACGACCAGUUUUGAGUCGAUGAAGAACAUGUGUGACAAGUUCAACGGCACGGUGAAGACUAUCAAGCAACUGUGGCAGGGCGUUACGCAACCGAAAGAAAAGCAGAGAGCAAGCACCGCAUUGUUGAGGCACAUCGUCCAGCAGGUGUACAACCAUUCGGUGUCUGAGCCUGACAAGCUGAACCAGUACGAACCGUUUUCGCCUGAGGUGUAUGGUGAAACGUCGUACGACCUCAUCGCCAAGAUGAUCGAAAAAGUGGAUUUGACGGAGGACGAUCUGUUUAUCGAUUUGGGCAGCGGUGUGGGACAAGUGGUACUGCAAAUCGCAGGCGGCAGUCCGUGCUACAAAUGCAUCGGCAUCGAAAAGGGAGAAUGGCCGAAUAAGUUUGCUGUCGUACUCGAGAAGGAAUUUCGCAAAUGGAUGAAGUGGUAUGGCAAGAAACAUCAGCCAUUCGAGUUGAUCAACGGCGACUUUCUGGACGAAAAGUAUCGAGACGUUAUCAUGCAAGCGUCGGUGAUUUUCGUAAACAAUUUCGCCUUUGGACCGGAAGUUGAUCAUAAAGUAGAAGAACUGGCAUCGAUGCCAGAAUCAGUUUCAUGGACAGGAAAACCCGUCACCUACUACUUGCACACGAUCGAUCGUAGCAAGCUAGAAGAUUAUUUUGCUUGCAUCAAGAACAACCCACACGACGUGUAUCAUCGAGUGUCUUUAAGCAAAAGUUCGUCCAGCAAGUGCUCUUCUCGCGAUUCCAGUUCUUCUAACAGCCGGGACGCGUCUUUGGCAAAAAGUCGCUCACCUCAACGAAAAGACGAAAAUGUCGUUAUUGGCACAACGACUCGCAGACAGUGGUCAAAUUGGAUCGCGCAGCAAGAAAAGAUGAAAACAAGAAAUAUCAACAGCAAGAUGGCCGAAGAGGAACAUGUGCUGAGUAAGGACAUCGGUUCAGAGAAGGAAACUGCUGCAAGAACGACCGGAGAGAUGAAGUUCAUAAUCACGGGAAAGACUCAGCGAAAGUCGUCGUCGUCCAAUAAAUCGAAGAAAGUGUUCGGCAUCAAGCCAGUUCCGAAAGUCGGCAGCCACGCGAAAAGAACCCUGACCAGCAAGAAGGGCAAACACGGCAGCGACCGCUGGAUGCGUACUUAUCACUGGGUGAACCAGAAGCACAAAGAAAUCUCCGUCGAAACGACGGAUUCAGCCAUCGACGCUACGGAAAUGACCAAGAACAAGGCGCUGGACGUCUUCUUGGAUAGCAUCAGACGUCAGUUCGAAAACUUCCUCAUUUAUAUGCAGAGUGAUGAUUAUCGUCGACGGCUGCUCGAAGAGAUCGAAACCGAAAGGAUAAAAAACAGAGAACUGAUGUAUCUUUGUGACCAGCGAGAGAAACAGAUUAAAAAGCUUCAAGAAGAUGGGCUAGAGCUGUUGCAGGCGCGUUUGGAAGAGGUAGACAUCGUUGCGAGUAGCACGAACGAGCUGCUCACGCAGGCCAAAGAAAUCGUCAUCUAUCACAAAGCGUUGCAGUCCAAGUCGAAUUCGUUGCAGGACGAAAUCCAGAAACUGGAACACAAUAAUGAAAUAUUGGGAUUUCCGGAUAACCUCACGCGUGAGGAAGUAAAGAUGAAUCUGGCGUUUGAGAUCGACGCAUUGUUUGGUCAUCGAAAAAUGCUGAUGACGCAACAGCGCAAAUUGGAGAAAGAGAUACGGUUGUUAGAGGAAGAGUUUCCUGAGAAGGUCUACACCGAGUUGCAGCCUUUCGUGCCACUUAAUGGACCACCUCAAGAGCUGGCGACAAAGAGUGACUACUUAACACUACCCACCACAAAGAAAGCUCGUCGUAAGUCCGGAAAAUCAAACAAGGAUACCGCAUCCGCUAGUAUGGGAGCCAUCGUGGCUGAUCAGAGAAGAAAUGAUUUGUCUGGGGGGCCGGGAUCAGAGGGCGUCAGCCAAAGUCAGAGUGAACAGGACAUCGAAGAGAGAAUUAAGGACAUGGUCCGAAAGGCGUUGAGCGUGGACACAGCGGCGAAGAACGCAGAGAAAGAGCGAAAGGCUCGAAAUGCCGAGAAGCGACGAGAGGAAAAGUUCAAGCGCAAGACCGACAGUGCUGCUUUUGCCGCUUCCACUGGCAGGUCGCCUUGCGACCCUGAACCGAGGUCAUCCAUAAGUGCCAGUAUAAAGACACCCAUUUUUAUCCCUGAAAGCCAAAGUCGAAACGCAGCUACGGAAGCUCCUGCCGUCACUCGACAUUGCCAUCCGUUUGUGACCCUUGCUGAAGCAGGCGUCGCUCUCGGAGCGGCUUCUUCCGCUUUGCCACCCAUGCAGUUCUGUGGAAGUGGCGGUUCUGCCAUCGACCGAGAAGCUGCAACGGGGUUUGCAUCUCCGCCCCUACCAUCGACGACCAGCAUCAGCGGAAGGUCGACACUUCCACGGCCCAGCAGUGAGCCUACUCUAUCUUCCUCGAAUCCCUCACCAUGGCGAAAAUCGAUCACCCCUCUGGGUUCUGAGUACCCCCGCGUUUCAAGCGCUUACGAGCAACCGUCAAAACCUUUCGCUGUACAGAAUCUUAUCAAAUUUCCGACCACUCCUGUGGUCGAUGCAGAUCAGGGCCAGUGUCCCUUGACAUCUGAAGCUCAGUUUCAUACGGCGUCCCCUGAUCACUUUCGAGCUCCCGCGAGCCUCUACCCAGCGACUUGUAUGGACUUUUGCUGGCCAACGUCGUCAUCGCCGUAUAACUGCGUUUCACAUGCCAUGACCGCCGUUCAACUUUCGACCCCGUCUUACAAUACGUUUAGAGACACUGCCUCGUCAGUGGACAGUGGUUAUGCGGGCACGGCCAGCGACAGCCCUCACCCGAGUGUCUGUUCGAGUGGCCGGCAGGAGUUUGCCGCGUUUACUCCCGAACCGAUCAGCUACAGAAACAAGUUCAAAAACUCGUCAAACACCGGCAACCCGGGCAACCCCCAUGAUUAUUCGAACCCUGGAAAUCCGGUGGUCGACGACGCGUCAUCGACCGACGUCACCGAUCCGAAGCCGCUGCAGCCGUUUCGUAUCCCGCGUAAAAUCUCACACGAACUGUUGCAACAUAGCGACGCUGCCAUCAACCGAUCGCCGCUGGCUACUACAGUGACGGCGAAGAAGGACGACUCCAGUUGGAGAAACGCCCUCUUCCCGUCUCGCGGAAAGCGCAAGUGA